Molecule: messenger RNA, 1800 nt
Organism: Durusdinium trenchii
Lineage: Eukaryota; Dinophyceae; Suessiales; Symbiodiniaceae
Source: the annotation of a GenBank genome assembly
AUGGCGCACUUGACCACAUCGUCAAAUCAUGUCCAAUAUAUUCCUUUGAGUGUUGCCGCUGCCACCCUUCACUGUAUCAUUCUGCGCCUGAGAGUCGAUGUCGGAAUGGAACUCUAUGGCAACUACGACCCAGCAUGGAAAGCUGCGCUUCAAGGUGCGGUGGCGUACUAUCAGACCUAUUUCAACUACGCCUAUGAUGAGUGGUACCAGUGGCGUCGAGAACAACUUACAACUUACUAUGAUGGAACGACCACUGGCCAAUCCCAUCGGAGAAGGCAGUGCAAAGCCAAGCUCAGCGAUAGCCACACUGGCAACAGCUACCAGGUGGAAGUGAACGAUUGGAACAAGGAUUAUUGCGAAGUAGUUACUCAAUGGCAAUACAAUCGGACAGUCAGAGAGUAUGCGCGCGAGAUCGUUACGGCCUUGCAAAACGUGAUGCAAUUGCAACGCUACAUCCCUGGCAUGGAAAGUGCUGAGAUCCAGGUGAUCCCGGCCAUUGAAUAUGUCACCCUGGGACCAUUCGCGCCUUACACACAAUUCAUCGACUAUGUGACCUACCGAGUCCGAAAUUCCGAGAUUGCUUCGACACGUCCGACAGUUUGUGGACCUGGCGACAUCACUAAGAUAACAGUUCGUUCAGGCUCUUUUGUCGACAAGAUCCAGAUCAACUAUGAGGAUGGCCAGGAAUGUGCUCAGGGUGGUUCUGGUGGAGAUGCCAGAGAGAUUGACCUUUCCAACAAGCACCAAGUUUGCUUCGGUGAUCGGUAUGUUCAAGGAAUUUCAAAGAUGUGCUUCGAUGACUAUCAGAUGACCCACAUGAAAAUGACCCUCUCCGAUGGUUCCGAAUCAAGCUUUGGCAGCGGAUCGUGCUCUGUCAGCUCAGAUGGCACUGUCACUGGCGAUCAGAGCUAUAGGCUUGUGGGAGCUUCGAUCAUUGGAUCAUCUCGGGUGAUUCACGUUGAACCAAUGUACCGCUUCAUCGGGCUGCCAGUCUCAUCCACCAGCAAUCCUUCCAGUUUCAAUAGCGACACCAUGACGUCAGGUGAGAUACUCUAUGCAAACGACGUCUUACAGUCUGCCGACGGCACCUACACCUUCCGCGUCCAGGAAGAUGCCAACUUAGUGGUUUAUGACAGCUCGCAACGUCCCAUAUGGGCCUCGAAAGAUGUGGCACCAAACGACUGCUCUGAUCCAUCCACACUGCAACUUCGGCUUCAAACCAAUGAUGGCAACUUGGUGCUCUACUGUGGCGACGCUCCCUUGUGGGCCUCCAAAACAGUUGCGUCAAGCAGCAUUUGCCGAGUUUUGGCUAUGCAGAAUGAUGGCCAAUUAGCCAUGUACAACGUUGGCAACCAGGUUGGUGUUUGGUCUUCCUUGGGGUCGAUUCCGAUUGGAUUUGGGCCAUUCCAGUUGACAAACCCUGACAGUCUCGCAAUGGGACAGCGCUUGGUGCGGAACUUCUAUGGAACAGACAAAUCAUUUGAAUUCCUCAUCGAAGAUGGACAACCUGUGGUGAAACAGUGGCAGCAAACCACCACCGUUUGGAGCGCUGGUAGCAGUUGCAGCACAACCAGUGAAGCACACCUCACACUACAGGAAGAUGGCAACCUAGUGUUGAUUUGUGACAAGACCGAGACCAACUCCAGGCCAUGGGCAACAAACACCGAGGACCCAUCCCUCAAGAAGUUGAGUGGCAUGAACAAGCUCAUCUUGGACGCAGAUGGUGCAUUGAGGCUCAUCAACAAAAGAGGUGCGACCACCUGGACGUCAGCAGGUGAAGAAUACAGGUACUUUCCUUGA